AUGUCGCACAACAUAACAGUCAGAAUCACCCUUCCGGGUGCAGAGGAGCAGACGUUCCAAGAGUGUUAUGAGACUUUGCAUCCCUCGGAUGCGAGCACGAAGGGACUGAGCGCAAUGUUAACAAAGCUUCAUGAGCUGCAAGACAAGACUCAGAAGUUCUUGACUGAGAAGAUCAACGAUGACUCGAAUCCAUCGACAGCGCAUGCGGAAGACGGAUAUGAAGAAGAAGGAGUUGACGACGAGCUACCUUCUCCCUCCAGCGGGCCUCCCAAAAAACGGAACAAGAAGGGAAAAUGA
Molecule: messenger RNA, 297 nt
Organism: Guillardia theta CCMP2712
Lineage: Eukaryota; Cryptophyceae; Pyrenomonadales; Geminigeraceae
Exons: 4
Coding region: 1-297 (98 amino acids)
Source: RefSeq, a predicted model, not a curated record